This is a messenger RNA of Closterium sp. Naga37s-1, 216 nucleotides long. The record is from the annotation of a GenBank genome assembly. Lineage: Eukaryota; Viridiplantae; Streptophyta; Zygnematophyceae; Desmidiales; Closteriaceae.
GCCAUGUUCAAGCUAGCUCAAAAGGCUGCAGAGUCUGCGAGAGUGAGCUUGAGGCGAGCGAGAAAGGAGGGAAUGGACGCAAUAAAGAAAGCAGCAGACGUUAUUCCCGAGGACGAGCGUAAGCGGGCAGAAAAAAAGGUAGAGGAUGCAGUAGCAGCAGCAAAGAAGCAGCUGGAUGCUAUAUGCGAGGCCAAGGAGAAAGAACUGAAGGGGUAA